AUAUCUUCAAAGUGUUGGUGUCUGAAUUAGAGUUACAAUCCAAACGAUUGCAUCGGUAAAAUUAUUUGAGAGUAAUGCCAUCGUAAGAGUGUUUGUUGGAAUUUGGAAAUGAAUUUUUUUUUUAUUUGUUAUUAAUGAUAUAUCAGAUUCUUGAAAUGUUGGGUCUUCCUCAGCGCUGUCAAUGGCUAUAUGUCAUUUCCUGAAAUUCUUGUUUGUCAUUGGUGUUUGGUGUACUGCUUAUGUUACCAUUGCAAUAAUUUUCUAUUUUCGGGGCUUCAGCUCUCUCUGUACCUUCUUAUUAGCGCAGCUAGCAUUUUAAAGAAACUACAAUGGGCUAUGCACAACUUGUAAUUGGCCCUGCAGGCAGUGGGAAGUCCACAUAUUGCUCUAGUUUGUACCAACACUGUGAAACAGUUGGGCGGUCAAUAAACAUUGUGAACCUCGAUCCAGCGGCAGAAAAUUUUGACUAUCCUGUGGCUAUGGAUAUCAAGGAACUCAUUUCCUUGGAUGAUGUUAUGGAGGAACUGGGUCUCGGUCCCAAUGGAGCUCUGAUUUAUUGCAUGGAAGAGCUUGAAUACAAUCUGGAUGGCUGGUUUGCAGAAGAGCUGGAAAAUUACAGGGAUGAUGACUAUCUAGUUUUUUGACUGCCCAG
Messenger RNA from Manihot esculenta (cassava), 652 nucleotides. RefSeq names its product GPN-loop GTPase 3-like. Lineage: Eukaryota; Viridiplantae; Streptophyta; Magnoliopsida; Malpighiales; Euphorbiaceae. The transcript is spliced from 4 exons. The record is from RefSeq and is a predicted model, not a curated record. Bases 330 to 644 code for a protein of 104 amino acids. Gene Ontology annotation, molecular function: GTPase activity.